AAACGGGGAAAAACGAGCAUUGGCUCGACGAUCUGCUCAGCCGCCAAAACCCUGAUCACCACCUGAACCAUACAACGGUCAGUGUUUAAGAAACUUGAGAAGAGGGCACUACGGCGUUGGUUUUGAUCUCGCCGAUUCCAAGAGGAAGAAGAAGAAGAAGAAAGGGAAAUGGUGCACAAAGCAUGGAGGAUAAUUCCCAGGCCUUUGAUGGAGACCGUCCUCAACAACCAUGCCCAGCACCACCGUGUCCCUCAGCCUCUCAUCCUCCACGGCCCUAGAGGCGUCGGCAAAACCACCCUCAUCGUUGAAAGACUCCUUGGUGAGUGGAAUAAAGGUGUUCAUGUCACUGGAUAUGUGGACUUGGCUCAAUCGAUCAAGGAUCACCAUCCGCAGCACAAUAGCUCAUUCCCGUGGUAUUCUUGGUCGAAUUGUGAUCCACCCAAUUUAUCAACUCUCCAGAAUCAGCUCGAACAAUGCCUCGAAUCCAUGGCGGAAAAGGGUGUCAAGCUCGGUACCAUAACUUCUCAGCAGAUAUUCACGACUAUGAAAAAAUGGCAUGGCCUAAACACAGCGCUUCGACGGAUUCUUGAGAGCAAUCAUUCCUCGAAGACUGCGGUUUCAGAUAAGGUUGCUGGUUCAGCAUUGUGGAGUCGGGCCCUUUUUGCCCUAUCUACUCAAUGCAAUGCCAAAGAGAUUGAUGGUAUUUUGGGAUUGAAGGAGAAGGGAAGGAGUUUAUCAGUCGAGGAGGCUUCUUAUUUGCAAGAGGCCAUUGUUGCAUUGAAGCUAGCCAAGGAGGUGAUUAAGCUUCAGCAUGGGUGGAGGAGUAAGGCAAUUGCACAUCUGAAUCAGACUGGACGGUUUUCAAGGUCUCUAGCGCAUUCCUGUACUGAUUGGCCGUGUUUGCUGUUGGAACUGUUGUCACAAGCUGCUGAACUAGAUCAUUUUCAGCCCAAGUUGGUGAUAAACAACAUAGAUGUGCUAAGACAUGCUAUCUUGACUGAUGAUUCAUCAGUUGGUGCAUCAAUGUACCAUGACAGUCUGAUAUGGAGAAUAAUUGCUUUGGGUGCAAAUGAGAGAUGCCUGCCAGUUAUACUCAUCACUUCUGAUAGCUACUACUCCUAUAGAGCUUUCAUGGAUUUUGGGUUUCCAGACAUAUUCAUCUCCCGUGAGACCUUUGGCUGGACUCCCCAAGAAGCUAAAAUGCAUAUGGUGGCAAAUUUCUUCAGCAAUUCAGAGUGGUUGGUGAUUUCUGAGGUGCUCGGGUCAAAUCCUCGCCAUCUCUUCGAGCUCUACACACUCAAACAAAGCAAUUUCUAUAAUAGGGUUAUAAGUGACAAGAAUAGCUCAUUUGAAGACAUUGUGGAUGCAUAUAUAGCUUACUUGCAGAUUACCAUGGUGAAUCCUGCAAUGGAUAAGGCUGUAAAGAUACUUCAAAAGUUUGCUGCUGAUGUGCGAUGUGGACGAAUUCCAAAAGAUAGACUCCGUUUUGGUGCUCCUUGGAGGCAUCCUCCAUCUGAUGACAACCCUACACUGAGCUUGGAAUGGGCAAAGCUUCAGCUUUUGGACUUUGUUCAAUCCCUCAUUAAUGCGGAAUUUGGGGUCAAUUACUUCGCUGAUUGUAGCCUCGAGAUCUUUGACGAUCCAUCUGCUGUAGCAUUAAUCGAGGUUGGCUUGCUCUAUACCCAAAGGGAUCCUUCUUUCGUUCGCCCUGUGUCACGAGGUAUUCAGAGGUGUCUCGUGAGAUGGCUUGUGCAGGAGCGAAUGCAGUUGAGCUUCCAUUGCUCACUCAAGUACCUGUGGCAGCGAUUUUUCCGUGGUCGUAGUUAUCGCCAUUUGAUGCUACAAGAAGGCUAUAAGUGACUCCAGUGAAUAUAUUGCCAGUUCAUCCUUCUUUGCCUGGUCAUUUGCUUUGACAGUUGCAGAGAAAUAAGGUGCAGGGAAACGCAACAGCAUACUGACAAUGAUUCUUUUGCUACUGACACAUUGAUUGUGUCAAAGCAAGCCCUUGAUUUGAGGUGCCUGCGAAUAGAGGACCCUCCAUUAACCUGUAUACACACGAUUCCUUGAUAAUUGAGUAUUUUUUUCUAGUUGGCAAUUGAAAUGGGUCUCCAUCUGUGUCUGACGAAGGAUCCCCUGCAUACUUGAUGACUUGGGAGACAGAGCACACUGGCCGUGACUAAGAGCGAGUGAGGGGGCAACUUGUAGCUGCACGAGUAUUUCAAGACAGCAUGUAUAUUAGCAUGAUUAACAUGUCCAUUGAGACUUGGAAAGUAAGUACUCAUUUGAAAAGAGCCAGCGUCUUUUGUCAUCAUAGGUAGGUAACCAAUCUACCCAUCCAAAGUUUUUGCAAGUAUGUCAGCAAAUUGACAUACUUGAUGUUUGAAUGUUAUAAUAUCAUUUUCAAAUCUAGUCAGAAGA
Rhodamnia argentea is the source of this 2418-nucleotide messenger RNA. RefSeq lists its product as uncharacterized. The coding region runs from base 169 to 1860 and encodes 563 amino acids. NCBI's taxonomy places the organism in Eukaryota, Viridiplantae, Streptophyta, Magnoliopsida, Myrtales, Myrtaceae. The record is from RefSeq and is a predicted model, not a curated record. The transcript is spliced from 14 exons.